Molecule: messenger RNA, 625 nt
Organism: Salvelinus fontinalis (brook trout)
Lineage: Eukaryota; Metazoa; Chordata; Actinopteri; Salmoniformes; Salmonidae
Product: GRB10-interacting GYF protein 2-like
Exons: 5
Source: RefSeq, a predicted model, not a curated record
UGUGACAAAUCACUGCAGUCUCUGACCACUAUUCCUGAUAAAUAUGAACGAGCAUUGAUCAAGAUCCAACAGCUGAAGAAGGAGCAAGAGGAUUUGAAAGGAAAGGUUGAGCUCCAAAGUGUGGAGAUUGCACAGCUGACCCCAAGGCUCAAAUCUGAGCAGGAGACCCGCAGACUGAAGGAUUACAUUCAGCUUCUACAGGAGGCUCGGACACAGUUGCACCAGGAGCAGCGGGCUUGCAACAAUACCCGCAGACGUGCAGAGAAAGCCGAGAGGGAACUGGAGGAGGUCUAUGAGCGCAUGGAGAGCACUUCCAUGACGUCUGCUCAGACCAAGCAGAAGAGCAGCAAACUAGAGAUGCAACUUUUAGAGUUACGCAGAAUCAUUGAGGAGAAAGAAAACAUAGCAGAGAUGGCUAAAGUAGAAAAUUAGGAGUUAUCCAGAGAAAAUCAGGACCUCAGAAGAGAUAUUGAGAGACUUCGCAAGGAGUUCACUGACCUCCAGGCUGCUCCAGUGUCCUUGGAGCAUCCCAGCCCUUAUGGCUCUCCAACUGACCCCACCCCCACUGAGGAGCAGCAGCUAGUGGUACUAUCUGCCUGUCUACCCUCUGGGAACCACUAUGAGA